Messenger RNA from Gigantopelta aegis, 2078 nucleotides. Its product is annotated as cytochrome P450 2D3-like. The record is from RefSeq and is a predicted model, not a curated record. NCBI's taxonomy places the organism in Eukaryota, Metazoa, Mollusca, Gastropoda, Neomphalida, Peltospiridae. Gene Ontology annotation, molecular function: heme binding; steroid 17-alpha-monooxygenase activity; iron ion binding. The transcript has 7 exons. Gene Ontology annotation, biological process: hormone biosynthetic process; progesterone metabolic process. The coding region runs from base 82 to 1659 and encodes 525 amino acids.
CUUGUAUCGCACACAUUGGUACACAUGAACACGUUGAGUUAAUUGAUUUGGUAACGGAACAUUUUAAGAGUAAAAUUAAAAAUGAUUACAUCCGUCUCUAAAGCCAGAUAUGACUGGAAUCCAAGCCGAAACCAGGAUGAUGACUUUGUUCUGGUUUCAUCCUUCAAGUGGAUAAUACAACAGACAGUCGGAUGGCCUAUGAUAGCAAUUUUUCUAAUCGUCAUGACUGCAAUCAUCGGCAGCCUUGUCCGGGAUGUAUACCGAACAAGAUGGCUCCGUCUGCCUCCUGGACCGCUGUCGUUGCCCUUCAUUGGAGGACUCUACCUCCUCAGUCGGAAGAAACCACACAUCGCCCUCGAGUCACUGGUCAUAAAAUAUGGGAAAAUAUUCACCAUACAGAUGGGUGUCGAAGGUCCACUGAUAUUUGUCAACGAAGUGGAAGUAGCCAAGAAGCUGCUCAAGACCAGCAAGAUGGCCGAUCGUCCCAUGAUGCCCAUUUUUAAGCAUCUCAGCGCCGAUGGUAAAGACUGUAUUGGCUGCAUACCAUAUGGACUCCAAUGGAAAAAACAACAGAGGUUGUGCCACGCUGCACUGAUGGAUGUUCAGAACCUCUCUCUGGAAGAUCAUGUAUCCUAUACCAUGGACAUCCUUUUCAAAUGGUUUGACAAGCAAGGUGGAAAACCAUUCGAUCCAGCUGAAGUGUGUGAGCAAAGUCUGGUGCUGUUUCAGCAUUCCUGUAUAUAUGGGCUGCGGUACGAAUCCAUGAAGGACCUGGACUUCAUCCACCAAGUGAAGACCUUUGCCAAGUCAAUCAAGUGUCUGGUGCCCGAUCACCCGCUUAACCUGUUUCCAUGGCUGUGGUAUCUGCCAUCCGAGGCAUCAAAGAACUUCAGGAGUUUCGUCAAGGAAAGAAAUGACUUCCUGGAAGAGCAGGUUCAGAAUCAGAAGAGUGGCAAAUGCUUCCCGAAUAAUGUCCUCAACCACAUGCUGAAGACUGAGCAAGACAGUGUCGAUACCAUGGAAAUCAAGGUCUGUGCGUGGACAAUGAACAUUGGUGGAUCAACAACCUUAUCUAGCACUUUGAAAUGGCUCCUGUUGUAUCUGGCUCACCACCGUACCUUACAGAAGAGGUUGCAGCAAGAAUUAGACUCUGUGACUGAACAAGGAUCCAGCAUGAAAAACACACAUGACACACCAUUCACAGAUGCAGUAAUUAAGGAAACAAUGCGCAUAUCACCACCUAAUCCAUUUGGAAUCCCACACACAACAAAUGAUGAUAUUCAUGUGGAGAACUUCGUGAUUCCUAAAGGGACAAAUGUUAUGAUAAACAUCUGGCAGAUUCACCACGAUAAAAAUGUGUGGAAGAACCCCCGCUCAUUCCAACCACAGCGCUUUCUUAGUGAAGACGGUAAAACAACCAACAAGCAGACAAUGAAGAACUUCAUGCCAUUCUCUGGCGGGGCACGACCCUGCAUUGGUCGGCGCACUGCACGUACAUUCAUGCACAUGUUCACAAUCUCACUGUUUAAACAUUUCAACGUCUCUCUCGAGCAAACUGAUUUUGAAGACAUUGACAUUGAAGGGUCAAUGACAUUUGGUUUGGACCCUGCACCGUACAAAAUAAGGAUCACACGAAGAGAGAGUUCAAACAUCGAAUGAUCACAUGAACAUUCAGCAGACAUUAUUUUAGUCCAAUCAGACCACUUGCAAGUUGAUCGAUCUGCUUAUAUACGCAUAAUCUAUUUUAUGUUUCCAAUACUUGUUUCUAGAACUAUGUGUACGCAUCAUAAUUAUUAUGUGCUAGAGAUGCAGUACAACCAGUAUAUCAAUAUACUACAAUAUAAAUUUUGAACAAUACGCAUCGCAAUAUCUUUCUACCAUACUGGUAUAUUGCCCUUAUAUAUUUUUUAUGUGUGUUGGUGCAUAUUUACUAUAUUUUCUAACAAAAACUACCAGUUUAAGAAAAGAGACAAUAACUUCACUUGUUCGCAACAAAUCUUGAUUGACUAGUAUCUCAUUUAAUUAAGUUAUACAAAAUGUCCAUGAAAUUUAAGUGCUCUAUAAAUUCUAAUAAUUGA